Molecule: messenger RNA, 1131 nt
Organism: Exaiptasia diaphana
Lineage: Eukaryota; Metazoa; Cnidaria; Anthozoa; Actiniaria; Aiptasiidae
Exons: 4
Coding region: 154-1131 (325 amino acids)
Source: RefSeq, a predicted model, not a curated record
CGCAUUGAAGACAUAACCAAGAAGACCUGGGGAAAAAGACUAGAGACACUGGUGUCGAAUGCCUUUCUCCACAUCGAAGCUGAAGACAAGAUUGCCAAAGACAAAUCAAGCAGUUGACUAAGAACUCAAGAGAAGGAAAUUUCAAAGCUUGCCAUGAAGUUGCCAGCACUGGAAAACACCAUCAUUCCAAAAUCAGUAUUAACAAAGGAAUCAAGGGAAUGGCAGGCCCAUUGUUCAAAACUUGCUGACUAUCUACAGCCUGGGGAAGGGAAAUGGUGGAAGUGGAUGGAAGAUGGCUCUGUGAUGUUUUUCGAUGCACCUGGAGAGGAUGAUUCAAGGCCAGAAGGCCCAAGCCUCUACCACUACAGGUCGCACACAAUUGAAGGAGUCAAAGACGAGCUCCUCAACACUUGGAACAAAUGCUGUAAGAAACCAAAAAAUCUUCCUAUUUACAAGCUGAGGGAUAAGAAGGGAAAGAUUGUGUACACAAGAAAAGCACAACACACAGGAGAAGAUACUGAAACUACAAGUACACCUGAGGCAGAAGUGAACAUAGACCACCCACAUGAUUUACAUGAUGAUGAAGGUACUGAAACUACAUGUACACUUGAGGCUCUACAUAACACAGAAGUGAACACAGACUACCCACAUGAUUUACAUGAUGAUGCUUGUGCAGCGAAUGAAGCUACUUCAUCCAACAUGCAAUUAGAUACUGACAUGCCUGAUGAAGUAGGAUACCUUCCUAAAAUACCUAACAAAGAAAUAUCACAACCUGAAAUACCAGAAAGAAAGAGAAGGCGUAAUUUAGACAACAUGCCUAGAAAAAAGCUAUGUACAAGUCAUCAGGCUCUUAAAACCAAGACUGCUAAGGCAGUCGAGAUGGUACUUGGCAGAACAAAUGAUGUAGAUGUCUUUGAUAAAAUGAAAUACGAAGUGACAAAAAAUCCUCAAUCAACAUACCACAUAAUGCGCUAUGAAACAUCCUUUGCUAAGGUUCAAGCUCUAGUGCUAAGAGAACAUUCGGAAAUAAAUAAAAAAAUCAAAGAAUUGGACUACCAAAAGAACAAAAACAUCCAAGAACUUCUUCAAAGAAAAAAAAUUGCAAUUCAACUCCUAACCUCAUGGACAUAA